Messenger RNA from Phlebotomus argentipes, 2577 nucleotides. RefSeq lists its product as uncharacterized. Gene Ontology annotation, cellular component: nucleus. NCBI's taxonomy places the organism in Eukaryota, Metazoa, Arthropoda, Insecta, Diptera, Psychodidae. The transcript is spliced from 4 exons. The coding region runs from base 451 to 2271 and encodes 606 amino acids. The record is from RefSeq and is a predicted model, not a curated record. Gene Ontology annotation, molecular function: exonuclease activity; nucleic acid binding.
CGUCAUCUAGAGUUGGGUUUUUCGAGAGCAAAAUUCCCCAUAAACACCACGCCAUGAGUCUCUCUCUCGGCGCGAUCUCUCUGUGUGUGUUUAAGCUUUUGAUAAGCACGUCGCGGUCAGAGCGUUGUGUGUAGUCUUUGUCUGAAUUGUGGCAUGUGAGCAUCUCGAGUAGUUCAUCUCUGUGAUUUUUGCAUCAAAUCAUUUGGCAAAACAGUGCAGUUUUGGUGAUCCUGGUGAGGACAACACUGAGUGUGUCUGAGGUUAAAAAAGUGUAUUGCAAAAAGUGUUUUUUGGGUGAAAAGUGUGACUUAACGCGAAGAAGGGUGACACAUUCGUAUUCCCGGGAGAUGAUUAAUGCAGUGACUGUCGAUAGAAAUCAUAUGAUUGAGAGAUUCCUCAAAGAGAAGACUUGAAGCAAUAAUUCAGAGACAGGAUUUGAAACGACAAAGGAUGUAUGUUUGCUGGGUGAAUCCAACUCAGAUGGGCAUGAUGCCGCCAACAAUGGUGUGGCCACAGUAUCCUGCCCUCCAGCCGCCUCGACACUUCUCACCAGCCCCGCGGAUGCGUUCAUGGACACAGAAUGCCACUGGCGGUGAGACGGUGACUCAGAGGAGCCCCAAGGGGGAGACAAAGGCACGCAAAGAGCGCAAGGACAGCAGUGGAAUUUCGUCAGACGAUGAGGCGAAUCUGCUGGAGAAGAAGUCCGACGAUGGCAGUAGCGAUACGAGCGAUGGUGCGGCCAGGAAUGUUCGUGGUCGACGCUUCGGCAGCCGGAAGGGCAAGAAGCAGCGCUGGAGAGAGAAAUCAACCACCUGUGAAGUGACUCGCGAUUGCUUGGAGGAGGAGGAAGAGGACAAGGAGCUUCAGUACUACGUGGUGGCGAGCAGCAGCAGUGAGGAUUCGCCGAAGAAGGGUUCCAAUUUCCGUGGGAAAAAUACAAAGGCAGCACGCCGGCAGCGCCGAAACCAGAGGAAAGACAGUCAGGAGUCUGUGGAGAAGGUGACCAUCGGAAGGAGGGAGAAAGGGAAGAGUGUGAAUUUCAGCGGAUGCGACGAGGAGAGGAUUUGGACUCUCACGCCGCCGUUGCGACAGCACACGAAGCUCAACAUGUCUGAGGACAUUCUUACUUCCUGCUUGAGAUCAUACGUUCUCCUGCCACACCAAUUGCGUCCGCUGGGCUUUCCAGUGUUAUGCGAUUGGGAUCGCCGUCGCGCGAUCAUCUACAAGAGCUCCCCAGGAGAGUUCUUCGCACUCAAGAGGGCCUCGAUCGUGUCCAGUGGAAGUGUUUUUGACGUGAAUGCAGCAGAAUUCGUGCCCGCCAGUCACGGUGAGGCACCAGUGAUUGUCAAUGAAUGCGAUGGAUUGGAAAAACCAUCGCAGGAGGCUCUGCUGUCUGAGGACAGUGGCCAGAGUAGUGGAUCAUCGAGUCCGCCAUCAGUGGACGGGGAGGAUGCUCUGGAUGACACAGUAACGUUCAUCCCAAGUGAGGAGAAGCGAUGCUGUCGCUGCGGCAGAGGAUUCUUUGUCACUGUGGAUGGGGAGUACUUGACCCAUGAGCAGUGCGUCUUCCACUGGGGAAAGCUUCAGCGCGUGGAUUGCCUUCCGUAUGGCCGAGUGGAGUUCUCCUGCUGUGGUGGCGAUGCUGGUAGCCGAGGAUGCACCACAAAUAGCCUGCACGUGUGGUAUGGCCUCCAGACGGGUCUCAAUGGUCCCUUUGAGGGCUUUAUGGCCACUCGUCAUGGCGCUUUCGAUGGGAAACAUCAGAUUUUUGGACUGGACUGUGAAAUGUGCUUCACAGGCCGUGGUUUGGAACUGUGCAAAGUCUCUGUUGUGGCGUCCGAUGGGAGACUCCUGUAUGAGCGACUGGUGCGUCCAGAGUGUCAGAUUGUGGACUACAACACUCGCUUCUCGGGCAUCUCUGAACAGGACUUUGUGGCGCGCGGCCACAAUAUUCGCACACUGAAGGAAGUGCAGCAGGAUUUACUGAAGAUGAUCAGCGCUGAGGCGAUUCUCGUGGGACACGGCUUGGAGAAUGACCUGAGAGCGCUUAAGAUCAUCCACAGGAACAUUAUUGACACUUCAGUGGUAUUUCCACACACGUCCGGACUGCCGUUCAGGCGCUCCCUCAAGUCUCUGGCGAAGACCUUCCUCAAGAGGGACAUUCAGACCGCAGCCACGGGACAUGAUAGCCUCGAGGACAGUCGGGCGUGCAUUGAACUGAUGCUGUGGCGUGUGCGAAAGGACUUCCGCACCAGCAUCAACGGCCACUGAAGGGUUAGAGAGGAGACCAACGAAAAAGACUGCUGCCUGCAGAGAUAAUUUCUGUGAUGUUUUCCCUUUUAUUAUUUUAUUUACACACCUGAUAUCCUCGCUCGUGAGUUGCUUAAUUUCUCCCCACUUAGCGAACCCCCUUUCAUUAGUCUUGCGAAAGAGAUUUUUUUUGUGCACGCGAGGAAGAUAACGUACAAGAAACAGAGAAUCUUAGUUAUAUAAGAACGAGAUAUAACGACUAAAAAAUGCUAAUAAAAGUCGAUAUGAGAUAUUCUUAAUUGAAGACAAAUGAGAAGUUCCUUGAAU